GACGUUUCCAGCUCUUGACCUUCUUGCCAUGCCAGCUCUAGAUUUGAAAGGCUGCAUUGAAGACUCUCCCGUCUUUCGGCGACGCAUUGCAGCUCAUGAGGAAUCCAUUUCCAAUUUCGAUACCUCGCUUAAAUCUUUGGUCAAGUUGGUGAAAUCCCAACUCGAUCUAUCUACAGAAUUUAGCCAAAGACAAUCACAAAUUGCCGUCGAAUUCAAUACCAUUGCGUCAGGUCAAGAUGACCCUAUAGUUGGUCACGCGCUUGACAAGUUUGCAAAGUCAUUGACAGAGGUCGAAAAAUGCCGCAAUCUGAUGAAUACACAUAUCAGUUCGAUGUUUCUUGAACCAUUGGAACAAUUUAUUCGAGCUGAAUUGGCACCUGUAAAGGAACUGAAGAAGAAAUUCGAACGUUCGAGCGACGAUGUUGACAGUUCAUUAGUGAAAUACAUGUCAAAGAAACCAAAAGAUCAAAUGAUAGCUGAGGCAUCUCGAGACUUAUACGAAAAUCGACUCAAAUUCCAAGCGGAUUACAUGGAGUAUGUCAUGAAAUUAAAUGAAGUUGAAGCAAAAAAGAAGUUCGAUUUUGUCGAAAACAUCCUUGGAUAUAUGUAUACUUCCUCUGUAUUUCAUCAUCAGGGAUACGAAAUUUUAAAAGAUCUAGAGCCAUAUAUGAGAGAUCUAACAGGACUUUUGCAAGAUUCAAGGCAAAGAUAUAGUGAAGAGCUAGAGGAGGGUCAAAAAUACCAAAGUGAAUGUUUUCAAACUAUGGUGGAGAAUGGGAAGUUGUCCACAGAGGAUAAGUCAAGAACAUCAUCCAUGUCAUCGGGACGAACGACGUCAAACGAUAUGGUUCCCAAGGCACAAGGACCAGUGUCUAAAUCGGGUUAUCUUUUCGAAAGAAGAUCAGGAAGGAUGUUACAAAGCUGGACCAGACGCUAUUAUACCAUUGAUGGUGAAGAUCUUGUAGCCACUACACGAAACCCUAAGAUGGGAAGAGAAGAAGACCAAGCAACCUCAAUGAACCUCCGCGUGUGUAGUAUUCGAGUGGCAGACGGCUAUGAUAGACGAUUUUGUUUUGAAAUUAUUUCUCCUUCACGCGUAACCGUUCUGCAGGCAGAAAACGAACAAGACGUUUUAGAUUGGGUUAAUAGCUUGAAGAUGGUAAACCAGCUUGCAUUGAACUCUGACAAGACUCUAGCAUCCUCAUUCCGCAUCUUUGGAGGCGGCAAGAAACCGAUCUCCGAUACCAAGUUUGACAACAAGCCGUUACCUAUGACCUCUGAACCUAGUACAGAAGGCGACAAAGCACUGUUCAAGCAGGUCCGAAAUAUGCCAGGCAACAAUUUCUGUGCCGACUGUAGAGCAGCUGAUCCGGAUUGGGCUAGUAUCAACCUUGGCACCUUGUUGUGUAUUGAAUGCUCUGGUAUUCAUCGAAGUUUGGGAGUUCACGUUAGCAAGGUUCGCUCAGUCACACUGGAUAAAUGGGAAACUGAAUCAAUUGAGAUCAUGUUGCUCCUUGGUAAUGUCAAAACAAAUGAGAUCUUUGAAGCUCGAUUGCUGUCGGAACAGCAAGAUAGGCCAGUGAACCCUGCUUCAUCAAGAGCCGAGAAAACUGCUUUUAUUACCGACAAGUAUGUUCAUAAGAAGUAUAUUGCUGAAACGUCAGAGGAAGAAGCAGAAGGCUUGAAUGAACAAUUUUGGAAAGCUAUCAAGAACCCCAACCUGCACACAGCCCUUCGUUGCUUGGCUUUAGGAGCAAACAUUAAUUACCGCAACCCGGAUGAAAAAUUGUAUACAGGACUUCACGUGGCUGUAUUGCAAGAAGACAUCAUUGCAGUGGAGUUUCUCUUGCAGUGGUUCUGUGACGUUGAUGAAAAAGACGAUGAUGGAUGGACAGCAUUGCACCUUGCAGCGGCUGAGAACAAUGUCAGGUUUGUUCUUACCUUACUGAAGCGACAUGCUAAGCCGGAUAUUAAGAGUAAUGCUGGCAAAACUGCGUUAGAUAUUGCUGUGGAUCAACAACACGUUCAAGCCGUAACAGCGCUACGAUUGUUUGCGUUUGACAAACAACACAAUGCAUCGCCAGCCAGCUCAUCGGAUUUCGGAUUUCGAGAAGCUAUGUCCUCGUUUAAAUCAUCACCACUGGAGUCACGGAACAGCUCAGCGUCUCACUCUGCAUUGGACUUGAGAACAACCGUGACAACAAAUUCAAAUCUAAGCGCGGUUGAAAAAACGUCCAUACUUAACGAUGAUCAAAAUUCCUCACUAUUACGGCCGUCUGGUUAGACGGGUAGACCCGUCAUAGAGCAUAGAUUGCGACUUAGAUUAUUUCACAAAGAGAUUAUUCAUCUCUGUGUACAAUAAACCCGUUUAUAUAUAUCGUACCCAUUCGCAUAAUCCCUCAAUAAAGCAUUAUCCACCGGCCGUAGCCUCA
Molecule: messenger RNA, 2432 nt
Organism: Umbelopsis ramanniana AG
Lineage: Eukaryota; Fungi; Mucoromycota; Umbelopsidomycetes; Umbelopsidales; Umbelopsidaceae
Exons: 16
Coding region: 29-2284 (751 amino acids)
Cellular component (GO): cytoplasm
Molecular function (GO): GTPase activator activity; protein binding
Source: RefSeq, a predicted model, not a curated record